GUUUCCGCGCCAAUAUUGACACGCGCCCGGUCGGACGUCGCCGCGAUCGUCGUAGGUUGUCGAAAAGCGCGCGAUGUUAUUUUAAUAUAAUAUUAUAAUUUAUAGUGCGCUGUUGCAGUCGCGGACCGCGAAGCCGACAAGUAAUAAUAAAUGAUAAACGACGUGUACAACAAUUAAUUAUUAUUAUAAUAAUUAUACAACAAGACAAGACUACGCUCUGCCCGACGGCCCCGACGACUGACACCCGAGGGCCUGCCUAUUGUAGACGCCUCCCCAAAUAAUAUAAUACAUAAUUAUAUUAUUGUCAUAACAUUAAACUUUUAUCGACGAUUCGCGUAAUAAUAAUAAUUAUUGUUGUUGUUCUUGUUGUAUUAUUUUAGCACCGACACUUGUUGCCCGCCUUCGUCGUCCGUGUCCGGUCACCGUCGCCGGAAUGUUAGCGACCACCAAGCGCGCAGCGAUUGUUGCGCUGUGGUUGGUGUGCUGUUACUACGACCAAGUGAGUGCAAAGGCGGCCACCCACGAUCACGUGAGGACAAAGAGCUCUUCACGUGCGCCGAGGGCCCAACAACUGGCGACCGGCAUGCCCGCGGUGACCGUGGCGGCCCGCUCGUCGACCGUCAGCGGCGGACGAUCGACAGACUCCGACGCUGACACCGACGCCGACGUGGACACCGACACCGAAACCGACACCGAUACCGAAAUCGACACCGACACUGCAAUGGUGCCCGUCGCCAAACCGUCCAAGCCGCAGGACACCGGCAGGGGCGGUCUCGGGGGGCUGGGCAAUUUCUUGUUCCGGAAGCCGAACAAAAUUUUCAAGAGCCUCAUGCGGACCAGCGUCAGAGUCGUGCAGCGUGGCAUGGACGCAUUCCAGGGGGUGUCAAACAAGGUGUACCGCGUGGCCCGGAAACAGAUCGGCGGGUCGCGGGCCGGCGGAUCUUCGUCGGCGUCCGCUGGUAAAUCGGACGAGGGCAGCGACAGGACACCGGUAAAGCGACAAGCAGACGCCGUGAAAAAACCGACGGGCUUCGUCAAGAGGGUGGCCAAAAUGCUCGACACCGGGAUCGCGGGCAUUGAACAGGUCACCGACCUCGGUCUGCUGUUGGGCAACAUUGGCACGCACAAGAUCAUGGCCAAACUGGACGGCAAGAGUGGCAACCAGGAGAUAUUCAAAAUGCUGGUCAAAUACGUCGGUUCCAAAGUUGGCAAAGGAGCCAAAGGCAGCGUGACCCAGUUCAUCAAUGAUGUGGGUACGGUAUCGACUUUCGCAGCCACAGACGACGAGGUGACCACUUCGAUAUCCUUGAUUAUGGAAAAGUUCAUGAGUAACCCCAAGGUGAGCGCAGCCAUGGUGCGUUUGGUUCUCACUGUUUUGGACGGCAGUCCGUCUACAGCAUGCUUGCUCGAUCAAUUGCCGUUGUCUCCCCAAGACGUGCGGAUGGUGUUAGAUGUAUUCGUGGGCAGCAAUGGACAAAUGAUGUUGAAAACCAUUGCGGGGUUGGUGUCAGACUUGACCACCGGGCCAGAUACGAAAGCGUUUUUGGAAUCGGCCUUGGGCAUGAUGUCCAUGUUCAAAAGUGACACUCCAGGGCCAGUGGGAGGAGAUAAUUCGGAGAAGCCGACUUCUAUUGUUGGUUCACUGACUAGUUUCUUUACGGGAGAUGACGGGGAGGAAGAUGACUAUGUUGAAGAUGACGUCCCUGAAAAAUCUACGCCACCGCCAAUUGCUAAUAAUAUUAAAAAAGCUAGUACUGCUGAGGGAAACGCACCGAAACCGUCUGCGAAAAAACCAGCCAAACCUAAGGCCGAUGACGAUUGGUUCACUAAAACAGAAUCCACGUUCGAAGCACCAAAGAAAAAAGCCAAAUCCAACGAAGACCCUUGGUUUGUCGACACUGGAACCACGACUAAUUCGUUACCAAAAAAACCAGCCAAACCCAAAUUAGACGAUUUUUUCGAGAAAAGCGCCACAAAUAGCGUCCACGGAAGCGAGAAUGGCAGUGAUAAAAAAAAUGUUGGCAGGAAGAAAGAGGAGUCUGGAAGUCUUAGCACGGACUCCACCGAUAAUACCGAACCGAUUAGUGUAACGACAAGUAAAAAAUCUGUCGCCAAAAUGCCAAACUCAGAUGUGGAUGACGACUUUGACAUAUUAGAGGAAGAUGAAGAAUAAUAAGGGAGUUCAUAUUUUACAGUUUGCAGACUCACCUAAAUAAAUUUAACCACCCAUAUUGCAUAUCUUGACUUGUACUUCUUACUUUUCAAACAAUAAUAAAACAUAAUCCAUCAUGUAUAGGAUUAAAAUUUAUAGGAUCCUAACAGCAUCGCAAUAACGAGCACUAGAUAAUAUCAUUAAUUAUAUGUAUACAGAGUGAUUCACCGAGCAUUCAUCCUUUUUUAUUUAUAAAUAAUGGAGUUAUUCAAAAUCUUAUUUUUGAAAUCUUGAUAUUCUUGAGAUUUCAUAGCAAACGCAUGGUGUUCCGAAUAAUUUUUUAUACAACAAAUAACCUUGUUACCCCGAAACAACUAAUAUACAUAUAAAAAGGUGUGAAGAAUUAAUACAUUAUGUAAUAAUGCAAAAAUGUAAAAUGUAAAAAUGCAUAUAAAAUGUAAAGUAAUAUAUUUAGGUAUCGAAAAAUCUUUUGAAAAAUAAAAAAUACAUAUUGGUACUACUAAACAACAGAAGCGAUAUAAUGCAUAUUACAUAGUAUGGUUAAAGAAAUGCUAUAAUUUUAUUCUUUUUGGUGAAACAUAUAUUUUGCAGUUUUGCCAUAUCUACGAAUAUUAUUAAAACUAUAGAAGUAAAGCAGAUUUAUAACUUCAUUUAAA
Messenger RNA from Myzus persicae (green peach aphid), 2829 nucleotides. RefSeq lists its product as uncharacterized. The record is from RefSeq and is a predicted model, not a curated record. The transcript is spliced from 4 exons. The coding region runs from base 434 to 2173 and encodes 579 amino acids. Lineage: Eukaryota; Metazoa; Arthropoda; Insecta; Hemiptera; Aphididae.